GAUCUGCUGUCGCAUUACAUCAAAUGGAUGGACUUUGAGCAUAUUUCCGUGUUGCAAACAGUCAUGGUAAACAUAUUCUGAAGAUAAGAAGUUCGGUUGACCGUAUAGAGCAUGUCGGUUUGAAAGAUUAUUAUCAACUUAUGCCGGUAAUGGAGAGCCCUGAAAUAAUUCCCGAGAUUCGUUGUGCCUUCGCUUCCGAUGCAUCCAUUCUUUAUGAUUUACUGAAGGAAUACACCAUCGAACAAAAACUUGAAGAUGUAUUCAAGUAUUCAAGAGCGAGUUUUGAAGAACAUUUCAACCAAGCAUUAUUCAAAGCCUUUGUCAUCGAGGUUAAAGGUGAAACGGUGAAUCAGAGGAACAUCAUUGGUUGCAUUUUCUUCUCCAUCUUUUAUGAAUAUGUUGUAGGUGUAACGGCCUUCCCUCACUGCUGCUAUAUAAAACCAGAUUUUAGAGAUCUUGGAAUCGAGCAAAAGUUGAUUCAGCAUGCUAAGAAGAUAUCUGGAGAUGCAAAUAUCGACAAAAUGUUGACUCUUUUGACACCAUUGGAUGCCAAAUACGGAAGAGCUUUGAUGAAUGAAGGUAUCAUUAACCUGUCCAGGAGCAUUGAGAUCGAGGUUUGGAUUAUGACAAAUCAGACUUCAACAAAUACUCUAACGUAUGAUGAUUACAUUAUCCGUGAUGGCACUGAAGAAGAUCUAAGCAAGGUAUACGAUCUCCUAGAAGAGUUGGUAGAAAUUGAGGAUAUUACCGCGGACUUUGUGGUCAAUAAAGAUGAUUUUGAACGUGACGGUGCUACUGACAAGAAUCUUUUUAGUUGUGUCGUCUUAGAGCGUCGACAUCGUGUUGAAGAUCAGUCUGAAGAGACCGAAAUCAACCACGAAAUCGUUGGUUGUAUGCUGUAUUCAAAGAUGUAUUGUGUUUUGAUGGGGCAAUUAUAUUUCUUACAAGGCCUUUAUCUGAAACAGGAGCAUAAAGGUAAAGGCUUAGGCAAGGCCCUACUUCGUUCAACACUGCAGGCUUGCAAGAAAUGCACCGGUGACGGCUUUAUUUUCAUGAUCCAAAAGGAGAACAAAACCUCCCAAUCACUCUUCCAGUCAUUCCACGCAAUCAACAUGACACAAUCGAUGAAUUUCGAAUGGAUUAAAAUCUUACUCUAAGAAAAACAUGCACCAAAGACUAUUUAGUUGACACGUUAAAAUAUGUAGCGUUCAGAAUCCUUCUGCAUUAUAGUGACAUUUUAUAUUCACUAUCAACUUAAGCGCGAGUUGUUAACGUCUUUAAAUUCUGAUAUUAUGUAAAUAGUAUAUUUUUACUGAGAAAAAUCUACAUAUUUAUUUUUGUUCCGACCAAAAUUGUUUUUAAGUUCACGAAAUUAACCUAAAUUCAGGGGCUUGCCUCUUAUUAUAAAAGAUUUACUUUUUGGCAAGCCUCUCCGUUACUAUGUUUUACUAAACUCAGCUGAGGUCAGUUUUCUCAAGAACAAAUAAUUAUGUAAUGUAUUAUGAUAUGCCUGAUACUUCUAAUAUAUUAGACUUUGUCGUGUGUUUGUUAUUAUUUUGUUAUGUCAAUUAUGUCAAUAUUCGAAGUAUAGUACUAUUUUGUUUUGUAUAUUAUUAUCAUGUAUUAUGUAAGGUUUUACUUUGCAAUUUAUUGUGUAUAUUUUAAAUGUUUUUAUCUGUAUAUACAGUGUCCCUUGGCAGAACAAUACUCGAUAUUGAAAGGGCUACCCUGUAUAAAGAAGACCAAAUAAAUAAAUAAAUGAUAACAUAAAUUAUCAAAAUCUUCUAAACGUACAUUAAGUCUAGUAUAAACCAGCUGUUCUUUAAAUCAUUCCCAAAGAAACUUUUGACCAAUAGCUGGUUGGCCUUGUAUGUGUUUGUAUUCUAACCAUUAACCAAAUGAUUUCAUCAACUUUUCUUUAUUAGCUGUCAAACUCACAUAGACUUUUUAGGGGUUAUGGUGUAAAUAGAAACACUCUUGAUUUUUUCUUUGCUUGUGGAUUUUCUUCUUGGGAUUAGGACAGCGUUAUUCCUUUUGGAAGCAUUUUACCCCUCCUCCGAUAAGCAAGAUUAUCGUCCAGAUCGACUGCUGUAUUUUAAAGAGUGCAUUAUUUAAUGUGCCAACUCUUGUCACAUCCUACAAACUCUUUAUUUAUGAAUAGGCCUACUUUACUUUAUGUAUGGGGUACAAUGUCAACAUUUAAUGAAUCUCCGUGAUCGAGAAAAGAGAUGAGCAGCAGUUUUGAUAAGUUUGGAAUUGUUUAAGCCCGAGUAGUUUAAACAUGUAUUGACAUUUCAUCUGAGUUUUAUGAAGUCUUUAUUGUCAUAUAAUUGGUGCAGCUGAAUAUAUAUUAUCCAACCGUCUUUUGUCUCAAUUCUAGUCUUUUGUCUUUCAUUUUUUCUUUUAAAUUCUUUGGCAUGUUUAGAAUAUUAUUUUUUUAUGCAAUGUUUUUGUCAAUGUCUAGAAUUUAUUUCAUUAUACUAUAUGUUAUUCUUUGUGUUUCUUCACAUGUAUAUAUUGUUAAGUAUUAUCUUUUAUGACGGAAAUGAAACAAGCAAACAAACACUAUAACGCAUAAUCCAAAAAGAUAACAAUUCAUUUCUUUUAAUAGCCAUUUUUGCGCUCGCUUAAUUCACUCGCAACUUUUAUGAAAUUUUGCCCCCUCAUUUUUUUUAGGCUCAUUGUGCCUCUGUACGAUAUGUUUACAAUAAAAUCAUUGUAAUGAUA
Messenger RNA from Lytechinus pictus (painted urchin), 2727 nucleotides. RefSeq lists its product as uncharacterized. Gene Ontology annotation, molecular function: N-acetyltransferase activity. Lineage: Eukaryota; Metazoa; Echinodermata; Echinoidea; Temnopleuroida; Toxopneustidae. The coding region runs from base 141 to 1157 and encodes 338 amino acids. The transcript is spliced from 8 exons. The record is from RefSeq and is a predicted model, not a curated record.